Messenger RNA from Andrographis paniculata, 2831 nucleotides. RefSeq names its product probable inactive leucine-rich repeat receptor-like protein kinase At3g03770. The record is from RefSeq and is a predicted model, not a curated record. Gene Ontology annotation, biological process: protein phosphorylation. Gene Ontology annotation, molecular function: receptor serine/threonine kinase binding; ATP binding; protein kinase activity. NCBI's taxonomy places the organism in Eukaryota, Viridiplantae, Streptophyta, Magnoliopsida, Lamiales, Acanthaceae. The coding region runs from base 452 to 2572 and encodes 706 amino acids. The transcript is spliced from 5 exons.
AUAAGUGCAAUGGAGGAGAAGGAUUCACAGUUUUUUAAAUUCAGUUCUCAAUAUCAUGAAACUUCAAACUAAUGCUUGCUAGAUAAAUAGAAAUCGAGAAUCAUUCUUUCGAGCUUCAUUCAUGUCCCUCAAUCUGCUCUGCAGUGCUCGUCAAGAAAAGCAUGCAUGGCUGUCUGUGGCAAUGAAUUACAACAUCCUAGCUCCCAAAUAGAAAAUAUGAUGUGUUCCCACCCUAUGUUGACCUCAGCUUCAUCCAACUUGAUUAAAAACAGCAGUUGACCACUGCACUUUUAAUUUCAUCAUCCCUUUCUUCAUUCUAUUCUUGCAACAGCCACAGUUGUGGAUUUUGCCAAAAUUAGCUUGUGCAUUUCAAAGUGCUUUUAUUCGCCCCUCCCUUUCAGGUUGUGGUGCUUUAGGAAAUGCAUGUGGGCUUUCACACUUUCAAGAAUCCAUGGAUCAUUCAAGGGUCCUUGUGCUUCUCUCUCUCUCAUGGAGUUUCUUGAUUUUGAGCACAGAUCAGCUGCAGCCAUCCCAAACCCAAGUGCUGCUGCAGUUAAGAAAGCAGUUGGAGUAUCCAAAAGAGUUGGACUAUUGGCCCAUCCAUGGAAUUGAUCUCUGCUACUUGCCAUCUCCCCAAGUGAACAUCACCUGCCAAGGUGAUUCUGUCACUGAGAUCAGAAUAGUUGGAUACAACAGGACCAGAAAUAUUGCCAGGUUUGAUGGAUAUCCUAGUCCGGAUCAAACCCUGUCUCAGAAUUUCUCAGUGGACUCCCUGGUGACAACCCUGUCAAGAAUAAACUCCCUCAGAGUCCUCAGUUUAGUUUCAUUAGGCAUCUGGGGUCCAAUCCCCGACAAAAUCCACAGACUAGAGUCCCUUGAAUAUCUGGAUUUCAGCUGGAAUUUCCUGUACGGCUCUGUUCCACAGGCAUUUACAAGACUUGGGAGGCUUCAACUUCUUAAGCUGGACGGUAACUUCUUGAAUGGCACUUUACCAGACUGGUUUGAUUCAUUUGCUAACCUCACGAGCUUGAGUUUGAGCAACAACAGGCUUAGCGGCUCAUUGCCACCUUCAUUGCAAAAAACCACUUCGCUGACAGAAAUCAAUCUGUCAAACAAUGUUAUGUCUGGCAAGUUGUUGGACCUGAGCAGCUUGGCUGGAUUAAAGUCUCUUGAUUUGAGCAACAAUUCCUUCUCUGGAAGUAUCUCCAAUCAAUUCGACCACAUGAAUCAGCUGCAACAACUUAACCUGUCUUUCAAUGCUUUCGAUGGGACAGUUUCCGCAGCACUUUUUGCCUUGCCUAAUAUUACUUCCCUGAAUUUGUCAUCAAAUAUGCUGACAGGACCCCUUCCAGUGGAUUUGAGCUGUGGCAGAAAUCUUGAAUUGGUAGAUAUCUCAAACAACAGGUUGAGAGGUUCCUUGCCUCCAUGUUUGAGCUCCUUGAAUGAACACCGUGUCGUCAACUUUGGAGGAAAUUGUUUUUCAGGUGAUCUUGGACACGAUCAGCAUCCAGAAACAUACUGUGCAGCCAAUCCCAAAGAAGAGAAGAAACUGAAACGGAAGAAUAAGAAGAUAUUAGGAGCCAUCAUUGGUGGAACUGCCGCAAUUUUGGCAUUGCUAGCCUUAAGCUUUCUCAUGUUGUCUCGACAGUAUUGUCCACGAGGAACGCAAGAGCAGCACUUACAGCAAGAAAACUCCAUCACAGGGGCUACUAAUGCUGAGAUAGUAAAGCUGAGCUCACAACAUUUGCCGCCUCACCGGCUCUUUACUAUAGAUGAGCUAAAGGCAUCUACUUGCAGCUUUGACAAAUCCACAUUGAUGGGAGAAAACUCAACUGGAAAGAUGUACAAAGGCAGAUUGGAAAAUGGGAGCAGCAUCGCCAUCAGGGCACUGACAGUUUCCAAACGCUAUACGGUCCGAAACUUGAAACUCAGAUUGGAAUUUCUGUCUAAGCUUCGGCAUCCACAUCUAGUCUGCCUGUUGGGGCACUGCAUUGACAGUCUAGGGGAAGAUGGAUCCGGUGCUAACAAGGUCUAUCUCAUAUACGAAUACAUCCCACAAGGCAACUACCGCGACUAUCUUUCCGAAGGCAAUCCAGAGAAGGCAUUCAAGUGGGCUGAUAGAUUGGCCAUUCUUAUAGGCAUUGCCCAAGCUGUGCAUUUUCUGCACACUACAAUCAUUCCUGGAAUUUUCAGAAAUAGACUGAAAGCAAACAACAUACUGCUAAAUGAGCAUGGGAUAGGAAAGCUGAGCGACUAUGGGUUGUCUGUUAUAGCUCAAGACAUCGACAAGGACAAGCGAGAAGAUGGGCAUGAGAGCUUGGAGGAUGAUAUUUACAGCUUUGGGCUGAUAAUGCAAGAAUCAAUUAUGGGACAGGCUUACUCCAGCAUCUCAAAUCGCAAGAUCGAGCCUGACCCUGUCGUGCGUGCAUCAAGUUCUCCAGAAUCACUUGUAAUCAGCACAUCCCUAACUACCAACUGCAUUUCACCUGAAUCGUCCACCCGUCCUUCUCUUGAGGAGAUCAUCUCCUGCUUGCAGCACGCGGCCCGUGUUCAAGCAACAUAUGUUGCCUAAUGUCACAAAACGAGCCAUUAUGUCGUUCUCCAAAUGUACUAGCACACAAUUGUUCGGAAGAAUAUUGUGCCUACCAACCGUCUUAAAAACUAUUCUUCAGAGGAGUGAAACAUUGCUCUCACCCUGCAACUAUCUCAGGCACAGGGCUGGCUGAGCCAUGGUGGGAGCCAGUUAUAUAUUUAUGUUAUAUAUGUAUAAUUUUUAUAUAUAAAACUUAUUUGAUAUAUAUAAUUAUGAAAGAUUAUAAUUUGAUGGUGUA